CGGAGGAGGGCCCUUGUAAAGGGUGCGCGUUCCCGUGGCGGUGCACCCGGUAGGUUUCAGUCAGAGUCACUAUGGCGGCCUGCGCUGGCAAGGUCGGAAAGUUUCCUGCUUCGUCCGCCACCGCCUGAGCUGGCCGCGCUGGCCGCGAGUGGAGAAGGCUCCGGCGGACCCAGCCCCGGCCUCCAGGCCUCUCCCUGCACCUCCGGGCCAGCCUCCCUCCCCCACCCCGCCGUCCUCCGGGAGCUGCCAGUCCCUGAGAUGCGACCCUCGCGUGGACGAUCCUGACGGGAGGUGGUCCAUGUGCUGAGCGGCAGAGCCCCGAGCUCCGGAACCAACUUCGCGCCGGCCCGGGUUCCCAAGCCCUCCCUGGGGUAGCGCCUCGCUCUGUCCGCACCGGCCUGCAGAGCCAGGUCCCCGCCCUGGUCGCGGGGACACCCGCCAGGUGCCCGGGACUCGCGACUCAGCAGCCGCCCGGGCCGCCUCCAGCCUGGGAUCGCGGGCUCGGCUCACGCUGGCCCGGGGACCCCUGCCACUCCCGGGCGGCCUCGGCGCAGCAGGGGCCAUGCGCUCCUGUCCGCUGGUCCUCUAGCCCUUCUCGUGGACCCCCGCGCCCCUUCUCAUCCCCGAGGACCGGCGGUGGCCGCCCGGAGAUCCUCGGCUCCUCUCCCUGGGGCCCCGAAGGACCUUCCUGGCUGCACUCAGCCAGACCCUCUUCAUGCUGCAGUGCUGCACCGUUUCCGCUACAGUAGGGGAGAAGCGGCCGGGAUAUCAAAGAACACCCAAGAAUUGGUGUGUGACUCGUCUGCCUGGAUACCUCCCGUCCCCAAACUGUCUUCCAGGAGUUUUCUUGGCCGAAGCUGCCCAAUGUUUGAGCCUUUUCUUCCUAGGGAAGAUGGACUGAAAGCGGCUGGCAGGGGACUUUUUUUGGUCAAGGAGCCUCAGUGUUUUAGAGGAGGUGAUGGGGCUUGCGCUGGCUUGUCUUCCUGCCCAUUUGAAGAGUUGUUGAUGUUCACUGGUUAUGCUUAGACAAUGCGCAGUUUGUUUUAAUUUAAAAAUUUUGGGGGGAUAGGGGUAUAGGCUUGUGAAGAGCGUUCCGAACCUGGAGGAGCUCCUCAUUGUCCCUGGUAGAGACACCCCCCAGCCUGUCCUCGAUGCCGUCAGCCUUGGCCAUCUUCACUUGCCGCCCGAACUCGCACCCGUUUCAGGAGCGUCAUGUCUACCUGGACGAGCCCAUCAAGAUUGGCCGCUCGGUGGCACGCUGUCGACCAGCGCAAAAUAAUGCCACCUUUGAUUGCAAAGUGCUGUCAAGGAACCAUGCUCUCGUCUGGUUUGAUCACAAGACGAGCAAGUUUUAUCUUCAAGACACUAAGAGUAGUAAUGGUACUUUUAUAAAUAGCCAGAGAUUGAGUCGAGGCUCGGAGGAAAGUCCACCAUGUGAAAUUCUUUCUGGUGACAUUAUCCAGUUUGGGGUAGAUGUGACAGAGAAUACCCGCAAAGUUACCCAUGGGUGUAUUGUUUCCACAAUAAAACUUUUUCUACCAGAUGGUAUGGAAGCCCGGCUCCGCUCAGAUGUCAUCCAUGCUCCAUUACCAAGUCCUGUUGACAAAGUUGCUGCUAACACCCCAAGUAUGUACUCUCAGGAACUAUUCCAACUUUCUCAGUAUCUACAGGAGGCCUUACAUCGGGAACAGAUGUUGGAACAGAAGUUAGCCACACUUCAGCGGCUAUUAGCCAUCACUCAAGAAGCUUCAGAUACCAGUUGGCAGGCUUUAAUAGAUGAAGAUAGACUCUUAUCACGGUUAGAAGUUAUGGGAAACCAAUUGCAGGCAUGCUCCAAAAAUCAAACCGAAGAUAGUUUACGGAAGGAACUCAUAGCACUGCAGGAGGAUAAACACAACUAUGAGACAACAGCCAAAGAGUCCCUGAGGCGGGUUCUUCAGGAGAAAAUCGAAGUGGUCAGAAAACUUUCAGAAGUUGAGAGAAGUCUGAGUAAUACUGAAGAUGAAUGUACCCACUUAAAAGAAAUGAAUGAACGGACUCAGGAAGAAUUAAGAGAGUUAGCCAAUAAAUAUAAUGGAGCGGUUAAUGAAAUUAAAGAUUUAUCUGAUAAAUUAAAGGUAGCAGAGGGAAAGCAGGAGGAAAUCCAACAGAAGGGACAAGCUGAGAAGAAAGAAUUACAGAAUAAAAUAGAUGAAAUGGAAGAAAAAGAACAGGAGCUCCAGGCAAAAAUAGAAGCUUUGCAAGCCGAUAAUGAUUUCACCAAUGAAAGGCUAACAGCUUUACAAGUACGGUUAGAACAUCUGCAGGAGAAAACUCUUAAAGAAUGCAGCAGCUUAGGGAUACAAGUUGAUGACUUCUUACCUAAAAUAAAUGGGAGCACAGAAAAAGAACACUUGCUUUCAGAGAGUGGCGGGGACUGCACUCUCACUCACCAGUUCCUAGAGUGCCAGAAGAAGCUGAUUGUCCAGGGGCAUCUAACCAAAGUGGCAGAAGAAUCAAAGCUUUCAAAAGAAAACCAGGCAAGAGCCAAGGAAUCUGAUUUAUCGGACACUCUGAGUCCAAGCAAGGAAAAGAGCAGUGACGACACUACAGACGCCCAGAUGGAUGAGCAAGACCUAAAUGAACCCCUUGCUAAAGUGUCUCUUUUAAAAGAUGACUUGCAGGGUGCACAGUCAGAAACUGAGGCCAAACAGGAAAUUCAGCAUCUUCGAAAAGAAUUGCUCGAAGCCCAGGAGCUAGCUAGAGCAAGUAAACAAAAAUGCUUUGAACUUCAAGCUCUUUUGGAAGAAGAACGUAAAGCCUAUCGAAAUCAAGUUGAGGAAUCUGCUAAACAAAUACAGGUUCUCCAAGUCCAGCUACAGAGGUUGCAUGUGGAUAUGGAGAAUCUGCAAGAGGAAAAGGACACUGAAAUCUCCAGCACAAGAGAUAAAUUGCUUAAUGCCCAAGAUGAGAUUUUGCUCCUUCAUCAAGCAGCAGCAAAGGCUGCUUCUGAGCGGGACACUGACUUUGCUUCCUUACAAGAAGAGCUUAAGAAGGUGAGAGCGGAACUUGAGAGCUGGAGGAAAACAGCAUCAGAAUAUGAGUUAGAAAUCACGAGUUUACAGAACAGUUUCCAACUUAGAUGUCAGCAGUGUGAAGACCAGCAGAGAGAGGAGGCAACAAGGUUGCAAGGUGAACUAGAGAAGUUGAAAAAGGAAUGGAAUGUACUGGAAACUGAAUGCCAUUCUCUAAAAAAGGAAAAUGUUUUGUUGUCAUCAGAACUGCAGCGGCAAGAAAAAGAAUUGCACAAUUCUCAGAAGCAGAGUCUGGAGCUCACGAGUGACCUCAGCAUCCUGCAGAUGACCAGGAAAGAGCUCGAGAACCAAGUGGGAUCCUUGAAAGAGCAACAUCUUCGUGACUCAGCUGACUUAAAAACUCUUCUCAGUAAGGCUGAAAACCAAGCAAAGGAUGUUCAGAAAGAGUAUGAAAAGACACAGACUGUCCUCUCAGAUCUGAAGUUGAAGUUUGAAAUGACUGAGCAGGAAAAGCAAUCAAUCACAGAUGAACUCAAACAGUGUAAAGACAACCUGAAGCUGCUGCGAGAGAAAGGAAAUAACCCCUCCAUAUUACAACCUGUCCCAGCCGUAUUCAUCGGCCUAUUCCUGGCUUUCCUGUUUUGGUGUUUCGGUCCGUUGUGGUAGAGAAAGAAACCCUGGCCCUGGAUGCCCAUGUUGGCGGCCCUGGUUGCGGUGACAGCCAUCGUGCUGUAUGUGCCGGGUCUGGCCAGAGCUUCUCCGUGACAGUGUCUUGAGUCUGUACACCAUCCUCCUUCUAGAAGCUGGCAUCACACUCAUGCUGGGACAAGCAGAACCAUUUUCUUCUUUUUUACCUCUUAAAACAGCAAAGUGCGAGAAUACAGCUAUAGGGUCAUUGCUUUAACUUAUAUGAAAAUAUAUCUGUCUAUAGAGAGGAUAUAAAGUUGUGAAUUUAUUCGGUUUUUCAUGUAAUUUUUAAAUUAGUAUGUUGAGAGUCUGAAUAUUAUGGUGGCCUAAAGUAGGUUUCUUAGUUCACCAAAUUAUUUAUACCAUAAAUUUAUAAAUAUUUUACUCUGAAUUCUGAUGGCCACAUAAUUCAUUUUUCUGAUUCAAUCACUACUCAAACCGAACAACCAAUACAUACAUGGGAAGAGAGGCCCUGUGUGCUCAGUGCCUAUCAGUUUGAAUAUAUAUACACACUCACAUAUAUAUAUAUAUUUUUUUUACAUAUGUAUGCCAUUUUUACUUGUUAUAAAACCACUGAGCUAUUGGGAACAAGACUUAGACAAUUAUUUGUGUGGAUUUUUUUUUUUAAGGAAAAACACAUUUGGAAAAUACUCUGUUCUAAUGAUAACUUGGGAAAUACAUACAUGUUUGUUCAGCCUUAAUGUGACUUGAAGAUGUGAAGGACAUCAGCUUUGAAAACUUUCCAUGAGAGUUUGUAUUUUCUUGAGCAAACUGAAAUAUUUCUGGGAGCAAAAACACAGUUGCAUAAUUUCAGUGCAAUCAACCAAACUGUUGAGUAAAUUGGAGUGUAACUUACUAAACCUCAUGUAUUUAAGAAAUGUUUUCUUUAAACACCAAGUUACCUUCUCAUAAUACAGCAGUUUAGAAAGCAUGAUUUUUUUUCUGUCAUCUGUUCCUCCAUGCAUGUUUAAUUGAAGGAAGAAUUAUAUCUGUUUAGAUAAGCUUUUGUUGAUUUAAUUUGGUUAUGAUGUGGCGCUAAUUCACAUUCAAGGUGAACUGAUGUUACCUACCAAGAUUUCUUGCUUGGAUAUACAAAUGGUUAUUUCUUUUUAUUGUUCAUCGGGACAGCCUGUUAAUUAGUAGCACUAUUCCCAAGAUUGGUAGUGUUUCUUGCACAGUGACACACCUAAGCACUGCUUGACAUUAUCCAUUUAAAACACAGAGGUUAAAGUUCAGCUAUGGUUUUGUGCAGCACCAUAGUGAUGUCAGUAUCCUAAAGCAUCACAUAGUUCAGUUUUCUUCAGUCAGACUGGGAGGGAAAGUUGGUGAAUUGGCUGGAAUGUUCUAUGAGAAUACCCAGAUCUAGCCAGAUACUGAGAUAUCUGGCUAGGAUAUAAUUUGCCUCAUGAUGUUUUGCGGUUAUUGUUUUUACUUUCAAAGUUGUAUUUAAAGCUCUUUGGGGUCGUUGCUGGGAGAAUCACUAGAUUUAUGGAGGAAUUAGCCACAAAUGACUUGUAGAAAAUACUGUCAUAUAGUUCAUGUUACCAUUCUCUGUUGCAGGAAGCCACUCCACCACAGAAUGCUCAUACGCCAGUGGUACCCAGUACCUCUUGUAUAUAGUUAUUGCAAAUACUGUUCUGAAAUGCAUAACUUCAAAAUUACCUUUUUUAAAGUAAAUAAUUGUUUGAAAUCUAUUUUGUAAAGAUAAAACGUACAAUAGAAUUUCUGGAGUACAGAUUAAACUAUUUGCACUAACACACGUGAUGUGCAUGAUUUAAUAAAAUAACUUUAAUCUCCCUA
Molecule: messenger RNA, 5501 nt
Organism: Microtus oregoni (creeping vole)
Lineage: Eukaryota; Metazoa; Chordata; Mammalia; Rodentia; Cricetidae
Gene: Slmap
Product: sarcolemma associated protein
Exons: 25
Coding region: 1152-3680 (842 amino acids)
Biological process (GO): regulation of voltage-gated sodium channel activity; protein localization to plasma membrane; regulation of membrane depolarization during cardiac muscle cell action potential
Molecular function (GO): protein binding
Source: RefSeq, a predicted model, not a curated record